AGGAACCAUGGAUGUAUUUUAUUAACGUCAGGAACCGGCUCGGUAUUUGUUCCCCGCGUCGCGGUUGAACUUGGAACCGGAAGCUGCGCGUCGAUCCUCGGUCCAACUUGACGGUGACCGGCGGAGGAAAAAGCGGAGCGAGCAGAGCCAAACAUGGCGACUCCGGGCAACCCGCGGAAAUUCAGCGAGAAGAUCGCCCUGCACACCCAGAAACAGGCCGAGGAGACGGCGGCCUUCGAGGAGGUGAUGAAGGAGCUGAGCAUCAGCCGCGCGGCCAGGUUGCAGAAGACCCGAUACCUGCAGCUGGGCCCGAACCGUGGCCAGUACUAUGGAGGCUCUUUGCCAAACGUUAAUCAGGUUGGAAAAAGCAGUGCUGAUGUGCCUUUUCAGAAUUCAGGACUGGACACAAACAGAUCGACACGACACCACGGAUUAGUGGAACGAGUCUAUCGGGACAGGAACCGCAUCUCAUCAGCCAAUCAAAAACCUCUGUCUGUCGACAAACAUGGACGCCAGAUUGACAGCUGCCCAUAUGGCUCGGUUUAUCUGUCGCCACCACCCGAUACGAGCUGGCGAAGGACCAACUCUGACUCGGCACUGCAUCAGAGCACACUAACUCCUGCCCAGCAAGCUGCUUUCACCGGAGGGUCUCAGGAGCUCCAGCCAAAACGAGUCCUCUUACUCAGUGUACCAGGUUCUGAAGCAGUUGAACAAGACGCGGAUGAAGAUGGACAAACACACAACUGGGACUGCGAAAAGAACAUGGAACCCUGUCACGUCCCUGGGAUCCACAUCUUGUUCCCAACGCUGGACCAGCAAUCCACCAAUUCUCUGAAGCCAGCAGCCCACAGCAGCGGCGGCUCCCUCCCCGACCUGACCAAUAUCCAGUUCCCUCCUCCGCUGCCCACACCGCUCGACUCAGACGAUGCAGCCACCGCCUCAUUUAGCUCCUCCAGCGGUGCACAGACUCCAGGAGUGAACACCUCUCAGCCCACAGUAACCAUGGAAAUGCAGCCUGGGCAGGACAGCAUGGUUUCUCUCAUCCUGAAUGCAGAAGACUCUCACCAGCAGCAUAACUUACAGCUUACUCCAACAUCCCCACCACUCUCUCUUCCUCAGCUGCUGCACUCUCCUCAGGCGGCUAUCAACGCCAUGAACCUUGAACAACAGCUGGCCCAGUACGCCUUCCUCAACCAGCAGUCGUCAUUCCAGAACCAGCAGAACCAGCAACAGGCAGGUCUGGUCCAGCUGCCCUCCUCCCUGAACUCGUGCUCCAUGUCAGACAGCCAGAUGUCCUCACAAACCAGCAUGGCCAUGGACAUGAACACGGCGUCCUCCCUGCAACAGUACCGCAGUAGGGUUGGAUCCUCGGCCAAUCAGUCUCCAACGUCUCCCGUCUCCAAUCAAGGGUUCUCACCUGGUACCUCGCCUCAGCAUAACUCCAUGCUGGGCAGCGUGUUUGCAGACUUCUAUGACCAGCAGCUGCCCUCCAUUCAGGCCAGCGCUCUUUCACAGCAGUUGGAGCAGUUCAACAUGAUUGAGGCCCCCAUCAGUUCUGACAGCCUGUACAGCCAGACCUCCACACUCAACUACUCCCAGGCACUGAUGAUGGGUUUGACUGGCCAUUGCAACCUCCAGGACUCCCAGCAACUUGGAUGCAGGAGCCAUGGCAACAUCCCCAACAUCAUUCUCACAGUGAGCGGAGAGUCGCCGCCCAGCCUGCCAAAGGACUUGAGUUCACUCCCCACGGACCUCAGCUUUGAUGUGGACUCCCAGUUCCCUCUUGACGAUUUGAAAAUUGACCCAUUAACACUUGACGGCCUCCACAUGCUGAAUGACCCGGACAUGAUCCUCGCUGACCCGGCGACAGAGGACGCGUUUCGCCUCGAUCGCCUGUAAACUAUUCUCCACAUGCUCAUGCAGAGGUAAUUUUUCUACAGUUAUAAAACAUAUUCUAAUGAGAAGAACAAAGAAAAUGUUUUUGAAGACUGGUGCGGCUUCCCUUUUACACGUCGAUGUAGGAAAUGAAUGAAUCAUGUUUCUGCUUUUGAAGAUGUCGCAUCCAGUUUUGAUUUAUUUUAGAAGUAUUAUUUGAAAAGGCUUAAAUAAGGGCAGAGACAACCUGAUAUUUUAUACUCAACAGGUGACAUUAGACAUGUCUGUUAACAAAAGGCGGUUUAAUAACUUAGAGGAAACACUGGAAGUUUUACCUCUGUACCAGAUUGUGCAAAGAGUGGUUAUUAAUUGUAUGUGAUUUAUCUGGAUAGUUUGUAAUAUAUGCCCCAAUGAGGCAGGUGAAUUAUUUUGAAACCUAAUUUAUUUUUAGGAAAUGCUGACUUUUGAUUUUAAUCAUAAGAAAUAGGCAUCGUCAGUUAUGCAUGAAAUCAUAAAUCACUGUGGAUAAAUGCUUUGCCUUAAUUGUUUGACGGUUUGGUUUUCAUGCAAAGAAAAAUAGGACGUACACAGGGGAGAAAAAGAUAAAUUAACAAGUAAAGACUUGCAGUUUGUUUAACCGACAUAAUUCACCAUUGUUUUACCAUCUGUGUUUUCAUAUUUACUCAUCAAACCUUAGUAGGAUAAGUGAUGUCUGUGUUAUGGAGAUAAUUGUUUACAGGCAUGUUUUGUUCUAUAUGUACAGAAUGUGGUCAAAUUUUGCAUUUCGAUAUCUAUGCAAAACAACAUAUAUGAAUAUGUGUAUGAACUGAGGUAGGUUUAUGAG
Cololabis saira (Pacific saury) is the source of this 2719-nucleotide messenger RNA. It is a transcript of the gene crtc1a, whose product is annotated as CREB regulated transcription coactivator 1a. Gene Ontology annotation, cellular component: cytoplasm; nucleus. NCBI's taxonomy places the organism in Eukaryota, Metazoa, Chordata, Actinopteri, Beloniformes, Belonidae. Bases 154 to 1899 code for a protein of 581 amino acids. Gene Ontology annotation, molecular function: cAMP response element binding protein binding. Gene Ontology annotation, biological process: positive regulation of transcription by RNA polymerase II; protein homotetramerization. The record is from RefSeq and is a predicted model, not a curated record. The transcript has 15 exons.